This is a messenger RNA of Sphaerodactylus townsendi, 1232 nucleotides long. It is a transcript of the gene SPAG7, whose product is annotated as sperm associated antigen 7. Bases 1 to 1086 code for a protein of 361 amino acids. The record is from RefSeq and is a predicted model, not a curated record. Gene Ontology annotation, molecular function: nucleic acid binding. The transcript has 7 exons. Lineage: Eukaryota; Metazoa; Chordata; Lepidosauria; Squamata; Sphaerodactylidae.
AUGGGGGAGAGCGCUGCCAGCCACGGGCUACUAGCCACGGGGGCCACAGGGAGGCAGUCACUCUUUGAAUCCCGGGGCCGGGAGGGAGGCCUCAGCCCUGCCCUUGGCCCCCAGAGGCGCUGGUCAGCUGUCCUGUCAGAGGGAAGGCUGGACUGGGCAGGCCACUGGUCUGAGCCAGCAGGGCAAGGACGGCCGAAGAAACUCCUCGUGGGCGUCCAGGAGGCGCUUGGCAGAAGGCAGGACGGAAAUGUCCUUGGAGACUUCGGAGCAGGUGCCGGAUCGGACCCCGGCAGCUGCCCGGCCACUUUUCCCAGCCUCUUGUUCCCCAAGAGGCCCACGGGGUGCGUCCAGGAGGAACUCGAGUGCGCACCAAGGACUCUGCCAAACGCCUUCCUUAAGUUCUCGUGCUGCGGCAGGGAAUUCCCCCCACCCCCCCUGCAAUUUGGCUUCCUCCUGACUCUCGUCUCCCCCACAGAGCAAACGGCUCAGCUCAAGAAGCUUCAGGAAGAGGAGAAGCGGCAGAAGGUCGAGUUUCGGAAGCGGAUGGAGAACGAGAUAUCCGGCUUCAUUCAGGACAGCAGCCAAACCAAGAAGAGAUUCCAGCCCAUGAACAAGGUUGAGCGCAGCAUCCUGCACGACGUGGUCGAAGUGGCCGGGCUGGCCUCUUUCUCCUUCGGGGAUGACAAGGAGGACUCGCGCUACAUUAUGAUUUUCAAGAAGGAAUUUGCCCCAUGUGACGAAGAACUGGAAACCUACCGCAGAGGGGAGGAGUGGGAUCCGCGGCAAGCCCAGGAGAAGCGCCGGCUGAAGGAGCUGGCUCAGAAGCAGGCGGAAGAGGAGGCCCUGCGGGGGCCGACCAUCGUGAGCCCCCACACCGACUACAAGGACAAGUACAGCCACCUCAUCGGCAAGGUGGCCGCGAAGGACGCCGCCCACACCAUGGAGGCCAACAAGGCCUACGGCUGUGUUCCUGUGGCCAACAAGAGGGACACGCGCUCCAUCGAGGAAGCCAUGAACGAAAUCCGGGCCAAGAAGCGCCUGCGGCAGGCGGAGGAGACCCCGGCGCCCCCCGGCAAGAGCUCGUAGGAGGGGGCGACUGUUCCCCUGAAGCCGCCCUGCAGAACUCCGGGGGUUGUCUUCAGAGCCGCUGCUGCUGCUAUUCGUCAAUCCUGUUUUGGGUGCUCCAGAGAGGAGAGGAACUGCCUCCCGCCCUCCCCCCCCCCCCCCCCCCC